UGUUCCUUGAAUGUCUGCAGAGAGUACGAACGUGCCCUUGUGUGCUCCCUUCCACUCCUGCCGACCCUCCUGGCCGGUAAGUUCCACAGUUCGGAAACGUUACUGUUCUUGGUAACUACAACGUCCAGCCCAGCUGGUUAGGGGAUUCUGGGAAUCGUAAUCUCCACACACCACCGUUUCCCAGCUCUGCUAAAUACAAUGGGAUGAACAAGGCGUGUUAAGUGUCCGUGGGAAUGCAGCCUCGAAUGUAUUUUUAUACUUUCCGGAGAAAUCCCACGUGAACUGGGAUUCGUGUGUUGUUUACGCUUGGGAUGGUUCGGGGCUUAUUUUCGCCUCCCCGCUGGAGGCGGCCUCCUCCGAGCGAACCGCGUUUGCCGCUCCCGGCCAGCUCGCGCCUCCUCGGCUGUCCUCCCGGGGAAGCCAUUGGGCGCCCUUCUCGGAGCGGCAGGAGCAGGUGGAACGGGAACGGCUGCUGGGCGCCUCUUCUCCUCCUCACAAAGGAGAAUGCGGAGGGGAGGGAGUGCGCCUGCGCGUUCUGCCCGGCCUCGCUCCCGGAGAGCCGGAGGAAACUCCGCAUCCCGUGUCAGGCUGGGUGAGAGAGUUCAAGGCAGGAGACCGCCGGGCUCCCUCCCUACCUGAGGACGGGAAACCACUCAGCCCUGAGCGGGCGAGGCGGGCUCGCCGCCUCCCCCUACUUCCCUCCGAUGCCGGCGAGCGAGCGAGCUGAAUUAGUAUACUUGUCUUCAGCUGGCUUUAAAGUUGGUACAAGAAGAGAGGGUGUCCUCUGGAGCUACAGAUGAUGCAGACCGUCAAGGACACUUGCCCAGAAUGGCUGGGCUUCACUUGGAGAUUUGGCACUUCUUCACUGCUAAACGUGGCCUAUUAAUCCAUGUGGGAAUGUGCCUGCAGAGGGGGGAGCAGCUCUGUCCAGUCUGUUUAUAGUUCAGCUGCUGGUGAGAGAGCACUGUUAAGAGCGAUGGAGCCACAAAAGAGUCUGCUGCACACGUGAGCAGAUGCAUUGAUGUGACAGCAUUGGAUUGUAGGCUUUCUUUUUGCAGAGUGGCUGGGUCUAGUUUUGAAUGUUGCAGGGAGCACUUGCAUGUUCUUGACAUGAAAAGGCAGCACUAGUUUUUAACCAGAUCAUGCAUCUAAUUGGGAGUUGGUAAUCUGGCCUCAACUGGGCUUGCCAUCAGAAUGCUCUUUUCCGGGACAACAAAGCAGCAGAAGCACCAACGUCAAUAUUCUGUUGGGGGACAGCAGCCAGAAAAGCAUGAUGAGAGCUUCAGAUCCAAGAGCUUGCCAGUUCUCAAUGGGUCUGUUCCACGGAUUAACACUGCACAAAGUGCCCUCCUUGCUGCUAAAAGGAAUUUCUUACAGAGUUUCCUGGGGGUCUCUGAUCAGAAGUGUGGCCUUGAUACCGACUCAUCAGCACAUCACAACAACGUUGCUGCAGCUGCAGCUGCUACAGCAUCUUCUAGGACGAUGUUAUCUUUUACAGCUUCCAGCUUUUCAAGAAUUGGGAGCUUCACAGAAAGAAUGGACUGCAAUAACUCUGCCGGCCUGAGUAAGGGGGUUUCCCCGGCUUCCACACUCUUAGUAAUCCCAGGUAGAAAAUUCUUCAACAUUGUGUUGCUAGACUCCCGAUUCUUUUUGGUUUGUAUGUGCUUCCUGACGUUCAUCCAGUCCCUCAUGGUGUCUGGCUAUCUGAGCAGUGUUAUCACUACCAUUGAGAGGAGAUACAGUCUGAAAAGCUCAGAAUCUGGGCUGCUGGUCAGCUGUUUUGAUAUUGGCAGCCUAAUGGUAGUGGUGUUCAUCAGUUACUUUGGGGGGCGAGGGCGGAGGCCUCUGUGGCUUGCUGUUGGUGGUUUGUUUAUUGCUCUCGGGGCUGCCAUGUUUUCUUUACCUCAUUUCAUCUCUCCACCAUAUCAGAUCCAGGAACUGAAUUCUUCUGUAUCUAACGAUGGUUUGUGCUUGACUGGCAAUAAUACAGCCAAAGACCAUGUGGAGUCUCCAGCCUGUUUCAAGGAUUCAGGUGGAAAUGAACACUCCCUCUAUGUAGCUUUGUUUGUUUGUGCCCAAAUUCUCAUUGGCAUGGGCUCCACACCCAUCUAUACUCUGGGACCAACCUACUUGGAUGACAAUGUCAAGAAAGAAAACUCAUCACUCUACCUAGCCAUAAUGUAUGUAAUGGGAGCUCUUGGUCCAGCAGCAGGAUAUUUAGUAGGAGGAGUUCUUAUUGGAUUUUAUGUGGAUCCUCGAAGUUCUGUUUCAAUUGACCAGAGUGACCCUCGCUUCAUUGGUAACUGGUGGAGUGGAUUCCUGCUUUGUGCCACUGCAAUGCUCCUUGUUAUACUCCCCAUGUUUACCUUCCCCAAAAAGCUUCCACCUCGACACAAAAAGAAGAAGAAAAAGAAAAUGCAUGAAGAUGAUAUUCCAAGCGAUGAUGAUAUUGUAAAAGAGAAAGCAAACAGCAAACAGCAGGUAGACCAUGAGGUUCCUGCUUCAAUAGGAUUUGGAAAGAACGUUAAAGAACUUCCAAGAGCAGCUAUCAGGAUCUUAAGCAACAUGACAUUCCUUUUUGUGAGUUUGUCGUACACAGCUGAAAGUGCCAUUGUUACUGCUUUUAUUACCUUCAUUCCCAAGUUCAUUGAGUCACAAUUUGGCAUCCCAGCUUCUAAUGCCAGCAUCUACACUGGUGUGAUUAUUGUUCCAAGUGCUGGUGUUGGUAUUGUCCUAGGGGGCUACAUUAUUAAAAAGCUCAAACUCAGUGCAAGAGAAUCGGCAAAAUUGGCAAUGAUCUGCAGUGGUGUAUCUCUACUGUGCUUUUCAACACUCUUCAUUGUUGGUUGUGAAAGCAUUAAUCUAGGGGGCAUAAAUAUACCAUAUACCACAGGUCCGACUCUCACCAUGGCUCAUAGGAAUCUGACUGGAAGCUGUAAUGUCAAUUGUGGCUGUAAAAUCCAUGAAUAUGAACCUGUGUGCGGGUCAGAUGGAAUUACGUAUUUCAAUCCUUGCCUGGCUGGUUGCAUCAGUAGUGGAAACCAUAGCAUGGGCAUAAGAAAUUAUACAGAUUGUGCCUGUGUCCAAAGCCGACAAGUAAUCACACCCCCAACAGUUGGGCAGCGCAGCCAGCUAAGAGUUGUGAUAGUCAAAACAUAUCUUAACGAGAAUGGCUAUGCCGUGUCUGGGAAGUGUAAUCGAACCUGCAAUACGCUCAUCCCAUUCCUCAUUUUCCUUUUCAUAGUCACGCUGAUCACAGCCUGUGCCCAGCCAUCGGCCAUCAUAGUGACACUCAGGUCUGUGGAAGAUGGUGAGAGGCCUUUUGCACUUGGAAUGCAAUUUGUUUUAUUAAGAACCCUUGCAUACAUUCCUACUCCAAUUUAUUUUGGAGCCGUCAUUGAUACCACCUGUAUGCUGUGGCAACAAGAGUGUGGCGUGCAAGGCUCAUGUUGGGAAUACGAUGUGACAUCAUUUCGUUUUGUCUACUUUGGGCUCGCAGCUGGUCUCAAAUGUGUUGGAUUCCUGUUCAUUUUCCUUGCCUGGUAUUCCAUUAAGUAUAAAGAAGAAAAGCUGCAAAGGCAGGUGUGGAGGGAUUCACCUAUCAAUACAGUGAGUGAAGUAGUGGGUAGCAAUGGAGCUCAUCCAAACUAUGCACGAACUAGAUCCUGCCCCACUUUUAGCUCUCAAGGCGAACGUGCUGAAGAUAUCAGUCUGGCAGCAGGAAUGCCUAACACAGCACAAACCUAUCCGGGUCCCCUUACAACAGCAAUAAAUGCUUCAAUUGAGAAGGGUUCUGAAGAAGCCACCCCUGGGAUAUAGGGGCACAAUCUCAAAUUUGAUUUGUUGGUAAAUUUUAAGUAUGGGGCCUUUUGAAACACCGGUGCCUUUAUUUCUUAACAUGAUCUGCAAACAUAUGAUAAACCAACAGAGCUUAAUGCACAAAGCCAUGGCUUAUCUGAGGGCUGGAUACCUCAGAACAACCCAAGUUGCUUUUUUCCCAUUGAGGAAUGGAGUUUUAAAGUGUGAUUGUAAGUAUUUGAACAGUGUCUGUUAAACCUCUGUAUACAGGCAGAUGCUAAAAUGGUCAGAGAUCCUACGUCAUUUGACAGCAAUGCAAAUCACUUGUGACAAAAUACUAAGCUGGGGGAGGAAUAUAUAAUUAGUUUUUUCAAAGCACAACUAAAACGUCUCAGCUAUGCAACUUAGGUUGGGUAAAUUAUUUGUUAUGUGUAUUUUUCUGGUUAUUUUUUUCAUUCAUCUGAAUGACAAAAAGAGGACAUUUGGCGUCAUGAAAUGUCCAGUUACACAGGAUGUUGUCUUUAUUUUAAAGAAUUACUUGAAGCCCCAGAACUGUUAAGAUAUGCCUGAUAAAUGGUAAACCAAUUAAAGCCUGAAAAUGUAAGGCAUAAUAAUUUUAGUCUGUUACAGAAAUUUAAUUUGAGCAUGAUGUAAUAUAUUCUUACUUUAGGACAGAGGUUGCAAAAUUAUAAUUAGUGAUUUGUGGUAAUAUUAAAACACAGCAAAACUGUACAUAAAUGCCAGUUUAGCAUUCGUAUAUUCUUGCAUCUCAGAGCUAAUACGCAACAAAUGCUCUACUGCUGCUACCAAAUUCCUACUCAGAGUUUCUUUGACCGAACAGGCAAAAACUAAAAUGUGGCUUGGAGUGGGUCAUUGGAAGAGAGUCUAAUGUGUAUUAUAGGAUGGGUUUUAGUAUUGCAUGAGCUAGAUUGCUGCUCACAUUCUCCUUUGUGUACUAUGUCUUCAUCCAAGGAUAUAUUGGUGCACUUACAUGACCACAUUGCUGUUCAGUCUGCUGUCAUUCAAAAAGGAGUUUCUCUGUUUCUUGUGGGUGAGCUGUCAGAUGGGUGAAAUUACCCUUAGGGUAUCUGUACAUUUGACAUACUUCUGCAUCCAUUAAAAUUGUAGUAUUUGGAGUAUCUCAUUAUUCCUUAGUUUCAUCCACAUCAAGAAAGAAUUAUGGGACAGCCAAAGUGGAUAUGGGUGUGACAUAUUAGAAAAAAAACUUGUACAUCGAUGCCCAAGUAUGGAGAAAUUGGGACUGAAGCUCCACAUUGAGUGCUCAGUUCUGUUGGUCCAGUUUCACUGAACUACUCUUUUUAGUAAUGCAAAGCAGGCACGGAGAAGUAUUUUCAGGAUAAGCAAAUGCUUAAAGCUUAACCGAGCUGCUAUUUGUCUCCUGAACAUCACACCCUUCAGCUGCUUUCAUACAUUAUUUCUUAUUAUCUUCUGCCCCUAUGGUAGGAAAUGCAGCUUUGGAGAGAUGAAAGAAUUUCUGAACAAAGUCCAGAAAGGAUGAAGCAGGCUUGCCUGCUCUUCCCACUUCCAUGUUUCUGGUGCUACUUCAUACAUAUAUAUUUAAAAGACAACUAUUGAGGGAAAGAGCCCAUGUAGCUGGACAUUGCAAAUGGUUAGAACUAGUUUCAUGCUAGCUGCUUCUUCUCCUUUUAUUCAGAUGUUAUCACAUUUCUUUUGUUCCACUUUCAUUAGUUUUUAAGAACAAUUAAUUGCAAGGUGCACAAAGUCUACUGUCAGCUUAAAAUAUGAUUAAUAGAAAACAUGCAUCAAGAUGACGGGAGAAAUAAAAAAAGUCUUUGGGAUGCUCAAUGAGAUGUUCUGUUCUUUCUUGAAAGGCUACUUGUAUUGCAAGUAUCUGGUAUGUUCCUUUGGGUUUUUUUGUGUGUGUCAUGAAGGAUUUCCAUGGUGACACCUUUCCUUCUUGCAGUCAAUGAACUGGACAAUGAGUGCUGUGCAGCCCUGAAAUUCAGGACAAGUUUAAAUAGGGCUUCUGAUAACAAGAUGAGUUGCUGUCAGUCGAAACUGGGGUCUUGCCCAAACACAAAACCUUGGGAGUUGAAGUCAUUAGGAAACAAGGGGAGGAGAAACACUUCAGAUAACACCCUUCUAGCAGAGGAAGAGAAUAGGAAGGGGAAUUUUUUGCACACAGAAAGCACAGGAGACAAUGAGUUAUAUUUGUAGUUCGGAAUUGCUUGGCAUGAUGCAUGCACAAUGCCAACACUGUAAAUCAAGGUUUAUGUUGAUGCAGAUGGAAUGCAGAAUCGCAGUAAAUGCUGGGAAGAGAGCUGUGGGUGGAGGUAGAGUCCUGAAGAGGUGACAUAUGGGGCGAGAAGAGUAUUGGUUUUCAUAAGGUUGGUUCCUAAAUCAUGAUUUGCAGGGAACCAACUUUACAGAUAAAUGGCCUCUGUGUAACAGUUCUGUAUUUCGAGGAAAAUUAAUGCCACAUGUUGAAAACAUAGCUGGAGAACAUAGAAAAGUUACUUGCUCAGACUAGAAUUACCACCAUGGCUGGCUAGGGGACUCUGAGCACUGUAAUCCAAAAAAGCAACUUUUCUAUGCUCUGCAAAAGGGUUAGCUUUCCAUUCAGACACCACUGCUAUAUGCUGCUUAUGUUGUGUUACUGUGAUUGCUUAAAGCAGCAAGUUGAAGUUUGGCCAGAAGACACAUCAUUGCUAAUGGAGAAGAGGAAUUGACUUUUUUAUAAUUAGAGAUGGAGGAAUUACAAGAGGGGUUCCUUUGGGCCAAUAGUGUAAUGCUUCAGGGUAAGUCCCCCACCUUUCCCUCCUUGCAACAGUUUCAUUCAAUUUAAUAAUUUGAUAUGUUGUAUAUAAUGCACAUGGAAGUAGAUAGCCAUAAAUAAUAAUGUAAAUAGAUGUUUAUAAUUGCAGUACUAAGGGUACUUAUACAAACCUAAUAUUGCCUCAGAAUAUUCAUAUUCUUCCAUCUAGUUAUUUCAACAUUGAUUCCAUGUUUGAAAUUUGAAAUUGUGUUGAUUGCCUCCAAUGCAGUGUGUUAGUCUGAACAUAUACCUGUCCAGUUAAUGUGUCAUCAACAUAUUUAUAGUGUUAUCUUACUACUCUUGUAUUCUGCAAUAUGUUCUCAUAAAAGGGAGGGUGUGAGCCUUGGAUUUGUUCUUGAGUAACUGUGAUAGCAGGUUUCCAAAAACAAUGUUUUUGGUGCAACAGAGAGUGAAAAAUCAUCCUCCAUACCAGAACAAAUUGUUAAAUUAACUGGAUCACCUUUGAACUGAUUGAAAAACUGGUGCUAAUGUGUCAAAGGAAUCCUCUUUUUUGGCAUGAGAAAUAUUUUAAAUAGGGUUUAAAUAGCAGCAUGAGCUUACCUUCUAAAAUUCUGAUGUCUGUCUUGCUAAAUAAGGGCACAGAAUUAAUGGUAGCUUGGGCACACAGUCCAGCUCCUCAAGUGAGUUGUUUGGUCAACAUCACAGAGAUUCUAAAGCAGUCUUUUUAGAUAUCUUAGCCUAAAGAAUUCUUUGUAAUUUAUUGAUUCUCAGCAAGUAAGGUUUUGGACCUGUAGCUUUCUGAAGAAAGAGAAUAAUGGUUCAAAGAAAUUGUAAUGUAGUUUUCAUAAGCUGAUGUGAUAGCCAGUGACAGGUUUUUAUGAUUCUCGUGGCACCUUUUGAGCAGACAUAAAACAUGCAUUUUGGACACUUGAUGUUCCUUCUGUAUGGACCAUAUCAUUGUUGUUCUAAGUAAUAUUGAUUGAAUGAGAUGACAGUGUUAGCAGAAACAGAAAAACUGUGUCUUUCAUUUGUGAUUACUGAUUACCUUUAAAAGGUUAUAUACUGUUAUUCUUGCAAAGAGCACUGGAUAGACAAAAAUAUAACAAUGUGCAGUGUAUAGUUAAAAACAUAGGCUUGAGACUCACUGGAGAUAUGUGAUACCUCUGUGUAAAAACAAACACUGCAGGGAUGAGUUAUAUAUUCUAUGAAAUAUGCAAUUUUGAACCAGUUAGCAUUUUUUACUAGGAUAGUUUCUCACAUCAUCCAAAACUGAAGCAAAGUAGAUUUUUGCCAUUGACUUCAAGUGAAACAAUGAUAUAUUGGGUAUUUUUACAAUGAGAUGCCUAGAAAGAAGAAACUGUAUGAUUCAAGGAGCAAAAUAGUUAAAAAUGUUAAUGUUAUAUUGGAUAUAUUUCUGAGUGUGUCAGAUGGGAACGCGUUUAGCUGUUGUGUCUGUGGUAACAAAAAUGCAGAUGUGAUGGACUUGUGUGGAAUAGGUAACUUUUUAUUGAAGGUUUUUUUUUACUAAUCCUCAUGUCUCAAAGGAACAAAGAACAAUUUUCAAAACCAUUGUACAAAUUAAUGUAAAACAAAGUUUGGACAGGAUUUGUUGCAAAAAUCUGUCUGGAAGUGAGCCCUUCAAUACUUGACGUUUUGAAAUAA
This is a messenger RNA of Pogona vitticeps (central bearded dragon), 8218 nucleotides long. It is a transcript of the gene SLCO5A1, whose product is annotated as solute carrier organic anion transporter family member 5A1. Gene Ontology annotation, molecular function: protein binding. Gene Ontology annotation, cellular component: basolateral plasma membrane. Gene Ontology annotation, biological process: transmembrane transport; sodium-independent organic anion transport. The record is from RefSeq and is a predicted model, not a curated record. NCBI's taxonomy places the organism in Eukaryota, Metazoa, Chordata, Lepidosauria, Squamata, Agamidae.